Molecule: messenger RNA, 1032 nt
Organism: Soboliphyme baturini
Lineage: Eukaryota; Metazoa; Nematoda; Enoplea; Dioctophymatida; Soboliphymatidae
Source: the annotation of a GenBank genome assembly
AUGGAUAAAGAAGCACGCGGUGUGAUCAACAGUUCACAUGGCGACCUGAUAUCUUCACAAAGAAAAAGGAAGUGUUCCGCCACGCCAUCGAUUGAAGACAUGGAACAGUCGUCGGAUUUCAUUCGUCGUCUAAAGACUUAUUGGUUUGAUUGGCGCGUGAAGCCAUUGUGCAUGUCGCCAUGGAUGUGUGCUCGCAAUGGCUGGGAGGUUGUGGAGAGGGAUGUGCUACGGUGUUCGUCUUGCGGAAACUUUUUAUCUGCACAUUUACCUCCGAUGCACGAUAUAUACUCAAAGCAGAAAGCCGUGGAGAGAUUCAUGAGCGGCGUGGUAGAUGCACACCAGGAAAAUUGCUGUUUCCGAUUGCAUCCUGUUCCAGAAUCCGAAUGUUCUCUGAUAAUCGAUGAUAAAUCUCAGAUUUUGCAAGAAAUUAAAAAUCGCCUUUCUAGUCUUAGCCGAGUGAGCGAAUGUAUCAGCGAAAUGAACAUCGUAAGUACCGAAACUAUGGGGAUCAAGGCCGAGAUAGAUUUUCUGAAUCAGAAGUUCUUCCCUUUUUUGCAUGAGAAGUUGCUCUUAUUAGGAGUUAUUGGAUGGGUCACAAAGCCUGAUGUGCAGUCAGGGUUGCUAGCCAUUGAAUGCCAAUAUUGCUUUCGAGAAUUGCUGAUAGGUAAGUUUUUGGUCCCUUCUGAUGACCGCUUCCGCCAUUGGGGAGACAGCUCAACUCCACGUAAUUCGAACUUGGUCAAAGAAAGAAAGUUGAGCGAAGAGUCUGCGGUGUUAAAUCCGGAAACGGAGCACAACCGUUGGUGUCCUUGUGUGACCCAAGUUGGAUUUCCGAUGCUCGUUUCUUCAGACAAGCAAUCAAAUUUUAAGCCCUUAAACCGCUGGCGAUUUGCUUUGCGUACGCUUGUUGACGGCACAAAGCAACGUUUGGGCGCAUCAGACGAGCAGCAACCAGUGCGAGAACAAAUUAUUGAAAAAUUAUUGGAUGAAAUGGUGGACAUAACUGCAGAACGGAACCAUUUUUAUACGUGA